AAAAUACAUAAACCUACACUCUACUCGAAACCACGAAAUUUUAAUAACUUAAAUUUCAUCAAGUAUUAGCAAUAUUCUCAAUAUGUCUAUCACUGUCGGAAUCGCUGGCAUAACCGGCAAAUUCGCCCGCGAACUCACGUCAGCACUUCUCAAAUACCCCGAUAUUACGAUUAAGGGGUACUGUCGUGACCCAUCCAAAGUUCCGGAGUCGUUAUCUUCCAAGGUCUCGCUUUCGAAGGGAGACGCCUUCGACACAUCCGCCAUCCGUUCCUUUGUCGCCGGGUGCGAUGUGGUUGUGUGCUGCUAUCUCGGCGACGGCAAGUUGAUGGUGGACGGGCAGAAAGCGCUCAUCGACGCCUGCGCUGCCGAGGGCACCCCCCGCUACGUAGCUUCGGAUUGGUCGUUGGAUUAUACUAAGCUUAAGCUGGGAGAACUCUUCCCCAAGGAUCCGAUGAUCCAUGUUAAGGCGUAUCUAGAUGCGCAUGACAAGGUCAAGGGCGUACACAUCUUGGUCGGAAUGUUCAUGGAGGUCUUCUUUAACCCAGUAUUCGGUACCUUCGAUGCUGCUUCUGCAACUUUCAAGUAUUGGGGCACCGGUAACGAGAUAUGGGAAGCUACUACGUACCGGAAUGCGGCUGAGUAUACCGCAGCGGUUUGCGCAGAUAAGGAUGCCGUCGGUGUUAAAAAAUUUGUCGGCGGACGGGCAACAGUCUGCGAGAUCGCCGAAUCGUUCGAGAAAGCCUAUGGGGUAAAGCCUAAGCUCGAGAGCCACGGUUCAGUGGACGACCUGUUCAAGCAUAUGCAUGGCCUACGAGAGAAAACCCCUCAAAAUAUCUACUCGUAUAUGUUUUUAUUCUUCCAGUACUAUGCGAUUAACGGACAGACGCUCCUGGGUCCCGAGUACGAUAACAGUCAAUAUCCCCAAGUCAAGCCUGUAAAUUGGGAGGAUUAUCUCAGAUCGGUUCCGAAGGACCAAUUGUUGAGUGCUCACUCAAAUGUCGGAAACACCAUGUAAGGAAAGGAUGAGACGAGUUCGUAAUUAACUAGGACACGUAUCCACCCCUUUAUAUAUGCUGAAAGCAAU
Messenger RNA from Daldinia decipiens, 1084 nucleotides. RefSeq names its product nmrA-like family protein. The coding region runs from base 83 to 1015 and encodes 310 amino acids. NCBI's taxonomy places the organism in Eukaryota, Fungi, Ascomycota, Sordariomycetes, Xylariales, Hypoxylaceae. The record is from RefSeq and is a predicted model, not a curated record. The transcript is spliced from 3 exons.